Fusarium graminearum PH-1 is the source of this 715-nucleotide messenger RNA. RefSeq names its product thioredoxin. The transcript has a single exon. The coding region runs from base 99 to 464 and encodes 121 amino acids. Lineage: Eukaryota; Fungi; Ascomycota; Sordariomycetes; Hypocreales; Nectriaceae. The record is from RefSeq and is a predicted model, not a curated record.
UCUUAAAUCAGAUCAGAUCUUGACAGAUCAAACCUGCACUACUAAAUCAGCCUCUGCCGAUCCCACGCAGAUCAAUUCCAACCAACACAUCACGCAAAAUGGUUCACCACAUUACUUCAAACGACGAGCUACAGAAGCUCCUCUCGUCAACAACAUACGUCGCCGUUGACUUCUUCGCAGACUGGUGUCCUCCCUGCAAGGCCAUCGCCCCCGUCUACGAGCAACUCUCCACUAAGCACAGCGUCCCUGACGUUUUGGCCUUUGCCAAAGUCAACGUGGACCAUGUCCAGGACGCCGCACAACAGUAUGGUAUCACUGCCAUGCCCACCUUUAUGUUCUUCAAGGAAGGAAAGCAGGUCGCCGUCAAUGGCCAGGCUGUGAUCAAGGGUGCUGAUCCCAGAACGCUGGGAGCAGCUGCUGAGAAGCUGGGCGGCCUAGCACAAAAGCGAGUUGCUGGCGCUUAAGGAAAUGAGAGGUUUAAAAAUGCGACCGAGAAUAGAAAGGAAAAAAAGAAAGAAAGUUCGGAGAAUUUAUUCCAGGGUUUAUUGCGGUAUUUGUCAUGGCACCUAAACUAGAGGCAUUUUGUGUGCCUGCAUUUGGGAGUUAAGGUUAGAGUUUGGAGGAAACAGAUGAUCAACGGUACUGGCUUGGAUCACCGGGAUCGAGAACAAGCUACGGGGUAUAAGAAAUGACUGUUUGCGGAUAUAUUUAUGCU